UUGUUGGGGGAAUAUAGGAAGCGAAACAGAGUAAGGAGAUGAAGUCAAAGGUUGGGAAGGGUGUUGCGAUUGGUUUGUCCCAGUAAAUAGUAAUGGAAGGGAACUCCAAAGUGAAGGUAGCUGGUAUUCUAUGGUUGGAAGGUUUUAGAGAGGCGUGUUGUCUUCAUCGCGUUGUUAUUCUGUGUACGAGGUCGAGGAGGCUUUUGGUGCGAACAGGCCAGUGUUUCCUCUUAAAUGGUUUCAUUUUCUUAGGAAGUAUAUUCGUCCUAAACUCGGUUGUGAUCCCGGCAUUGUGGUGGAUAUUACCUGAUGAAUGCUCACAGUUUGUUUCUCAUAAACAGUGUGACUUAAGGGGAACUUUGAAAUUUUAUUCUUUCUUACGUCUUGCACUCAUUCAGCUCUUUUAUGUGCUAUGGUUUUACCCAUUAUAUGUGUUUAGCAUAGUUCUAAGCACCAUCUGGUACAAUGACAUUGCCAAGUUUGGGUAUGCUGCAAUGGGAAGAUCUAAGUUUACUGUAGAGAAAGACUCAAGCCAAAACAACCCACCAAAUGUACAAAAUGCUUAUCAUGUAAAAAGACCAUCCGGCUUGGGAGGGGUCAUGAUUGGAAUAAGCGAGCAGGUGUACUCGAUACUCCUUUUGAGUGUUUUCUUUCUUGAGGUCUAUGCAACAGGAUUCAUACCAUUCAUAGGGAAGGUGCUCAACUUUUUACUCCUUUCCUGGAUGUAUGCAUAUUACUGCUUCGAGUACAAAUGGAAUUUCAACGAAGUGGCUCUUGACAGAAGGCUGGACUACUUUGAAUCUUACUGGCCAUUUUUUGCUGGGUUCGGAAGCCCUUGCGUUUUGGCCAUAUUCUUUUUCUCUCCCCUUGUUAGUUAUGGGAUUAUGGCUAUACUUUUUCCACUGUUUGUUCUAACCGCAACUGGGUCAGAGGCUGAGCAAGAAAUAUCCUUUGAAAAACACAAAUGGAGAGCUGCAGGAGUGGAAAGGCUUCCGAUAUUCUAUGUUGCAGACAAUGUGUCGAUGUGGAUGUUAUCUCUUUUACCUCGGGAGAAAGGGAACCAGGUGCAAGACAGAAAAGCACAAUAGGAUUGGUGUAGUCAAUUAUUCUGGCAUAAAUGAUGACUGUAGGAUAAAUUAUAUGUAACAAGCUUAUGUGGUGGACUGCACACUUACACGACUUCAGAAUAUGCAGAAGGUCACAGCUACUAACCGCUGCCAGACCCAAAAUCACCAAAGUGGACCACGUUACAGAAAAAAUUUACUGUGUUGGGUCGGCCCCAACUUGAGUUUUCAUUUUAGGAUAUGUUUGGGAGUUGAAUUUUAAAGAAAAAAAAGUCAUU
Molecule: messenger RNA, 1342 nt
Organism: Abrus precatorius (Indian licorice)
Lineage: Eukaryota; Viridiplantae; Streptophyta; Magnoliopsida; Fabales; Fabaceae
Product: protein EI24 homolog
Exons: 12
Coding region: 93-1088 (331 amino acids)
Biological process (GO): macroautophagy
Cellular component (GO): endoplasmic reticulum
Source: RefSeq, a predicted model, not a curated record